GAUGCACACGGGAGUGGUGUUUAGCUUUUUAUCAGUGGCUCUUUUUGCAUGUCUAAACAACGCUUUUCCACCGCCAUGUGACAGUGAAAUAUACUGCACCGGGCCCAUCUUGCAUCAGGUACAGAAAGCGAAACUCUUUGAUGAUGACAAGUACUUUGUUGACAUGAAGCUGAGGGAAACUCCUGAUGUUGUUUUGUCUGCUUUCCGCAACCUUUCAAAUGAAUCUCCAAAUACCAGUGUGCCGCCUGCCAAACUGCAGGAGUUCCUCAGUGCAUUCUUUGAGAAACCAGGAACAGAGUUUGAGUCAUGGACACCACCAGACUGGCAAGACAAGCCAAAGUUCCUGGGAAGAAUAGCAGACCAAGAACUACAUAACUGGGCUGAAAAGAUACAUAUUCUGUGGAAGUCGCUCGGCAGAAAGAUCAGUGUUGAUGUUAAAGAUCACCCAGAGCUCUACUCGCAGAUAUACACCCCAUAUCCCAUUGUUGUGCCAGGGGGGCGCUUCAGGGAACUCUACUAUUGGGACUCCUACUGGGUCAUCAACGGGCUCCUGCUGUCGGAGAUGACCGACACGGCUCACGGGAUGAUUCAAAACUUCCUCUACCUCGUCAAGAGAUAUGGCUUUGUUCCAAAUGGUGGGCGGAUUUAUUAUGAAAGGCGCAGUCAGCCUCCAUUCCUCACUCUAAUGGUGGAGAGCUACUAUCAAGCAACCAAGGAUAAAGAGUUCCUCAGAGCAGCUUUACCAGCUCUGGAGCAGGAGUACCGAUUUUGGAUGCAGAACCGCUCUGUGACUGUGAAAGUAAAUGGAGCAGAGCAUCAACUGAACCGGUAUAAUGUUCAGGUGGGCUUGCCCAGGCCUGAAUCCUACACAGAUGAUCUGGAAUUAGCUGAAGGACUCACCGAUGUCCGUAAGGAGCAGCUGUGGAUGGAUCUGAAAGCGGGUGCAGAGUCUGGCUGGGACUUCACAUCCCGCUGGUUCAUGGACGGUGACGGCCACAACAACGGCAGCCUCGGGGAGACCAGCACUAGUCAGAUUCUGCCCACUGACCUCAAUGCUCUUCUUUGCCUCAAUGAGAGGACUCUUGCUUUAUUUCACAGGAUACUGGGUGAUGGUGACUCAGCUGCACUGUAUGACCAGAACGCAGCCCGCAGACUGGAGGCGAUAGAGUCUGUGCUGUGGGAUGCUGAGAGGGGAGCCUGGUUUGACUUCAACCUGGUGACGCACUCAAAACACUUUGAGUUUUACCCCUCCAAUCUGGCACCUGUUUGGGCACAGUGCUAUUCUCAGCCUGAGAUGGGAGAGAAGGCAGUACAGUAUCUGAAGAAGAGUGGUGCUCUCCAGUUCCCCAAUGGAGUUCCAACGUCGCUGAGAGAGUCUGGGCAGCAGUGGGAUUAUCCCAACGCAUGGCCUCCUCUGCAACACAUGCUCAUCGAUGGUUUAUCCAAAAUGCCUUCAGAGGAUGCUAAACAGCUAGCAUCUGAUUUGGCCCAGCGUUGGAUCAAGACAAACUGGUUGGCAUACAUGAAGUAUGAAGCCAUGUUUGAAAAGUAUGAUGUGAACGGCGAUGGUAAGCCUGGUGGCGGAGGAGAAUAUGAAGUUCAGCUGGGUUUUGGCUGGACCAAUGGUGUGGCCCUGCAGCUCCUGGACCAGUAUGGGGCGACUCUCACCUCAGGAAGCAGACGAAUGUCUUCAGGCCUCCUGCUGCCUCUGGUCAUCUCAGCUGCUCUCAUGCUCCAGUAAAUCAGAGGUGCCAAAAAAAUACUGGAGGUUGUAUUUUAUUAUUUCGGGUUUCACUGCACUGCAUCACUCCUUUCCACUGGCAGACUUCAAACACACACGUGGGCAUGACAAAUCCGACUAAAUUGUGCAUAUUUUUUGAACAAGAUCUGAUAUUUUUCUAAAUCACAAAUGAUCAGGAUUGCUUAUAUUUUAAGAGGGAACAGGAUAUGAUUUAUCAUCAACUAAGAAUUCCUUUGAUGAAUAUUUUAGUAUUUAUCCUCUGAGGUAAAUGAUCUCUGGCAAUAUCAGAAGAUGCAGAUCAUGUCGGCACUUUUGGACUCUCUCCAGUAAUGCGGGCUGUUGGGGCUCGCUGCUGCCUGGAUCACAACAUUAACUCAUCCCAGAUAUUAAACUGACCUUACAAACUGACAAUCAAUUAAUUAAAUUACAAAGUGUACUGCUGAACUGCAGCUUAACUCAGACCUUCUAUUUGCAUGCAAUCUGAAGUUUGAGUGUAUUGAUGAUGUUAAAAACACAGCAGUGGUUAUUAAAUUGGACUCCUCAAGACACUGUUAUUCAAUUUUUACAAAUCAACCAAGAAAUGUAGAGACUCACAUGUUAACUAAACAUCCUCACACUGACAUCACUGAGUCAAAUGCAACAUUUUGGUUGUAUCUCUUUAUCGGGCAUGAGCGGUCUAUGAUCUAUUUUCUUAAUGCCUAUGCAAUGGUGACAGCUGGGCCUAAGGCCAUCUAGUCAAUUCUCAUGAAGGCGAUAUCUCAUAAACGCCUUGAGGGAAUUAGGACAUUGGUAAUUAUCACAAGGGUGAACUGAUUAGAAUUUGGUUAGUCAAAGGUCACUGUGACCUCACAAAACAUUUUUUGGGUCCUAUCUCAAGAACUAAUUUGCUAAGUAUGACAAUGUCACACAUGUCUCAAAGGAUAAAAUUAGGAGCUGAUGGCAUUUAAGACAUACAUGGAUGUAAACUGCAAUAUGACUGGUUGGCUGAGGCUUACAACCGGGAUGCAGUAAUUCUAGUUAAAAGAUGCAUAGCGCAGGCCUAUAAGGGAGUUUGGUUCAUAACGCAACACUGAUAACAACAUUGACAAAUUCAUUGCCAUCCUUGUGGAUGCUUCCCAAAAAAAGUCACAAGAUGAAAGCUUUUAAAGGUAAACAGUAGCAGAAGAAUUUUUGUUUUGUGUAUUGUUGACAUAUUACAGCUGUGACAUGAUGGAAAGAGAGUAAACAAUAUACAGUGAAGCAUUUAACAUUGAGAUAAAUUCACGUUGGAUUACUUCCAUGCAUUGUUUUCCUGUAAUAAGUAAGUGAUUUGAAUCCAGCAUGGGAAUGGCAGAAUCUGUCACUAACAAUAAGUACACUGUAGGUACUGUUACUGUAUCUACAGUAUGCCAUAAGGAGUACUGUGAUGAUGUCGACAGUUUUUAAUUCUCAAUCCCGAAUGCUCCAACCCGUUAGGAGACUGUACUGAAUUUAAAGAUUCCUGAUUGCUUGUGUGUGUUUUUUUUACAGCACCUGUGUAUUCAGAAAAAAACGCUAAAGAUGUAUAUACAGUAUACAACACAUAUAUCUAUAGAUGGAGAGAUGGAUGUAAUUACUGACUAUAAAUGCAUUGAAUGGCUAUUGUAGAAGAAAUUAUGCCCAUUAAUGUUAAUUUAAAAAAAAGUCAAACAAAUUCUCAAGGAUUAUUACUUGAAGAUGAUACCUACGUUUUUCUCCAUUUUGGGAAAUGUAUUCUGAAAUGUUGUACCUAUGUGCUUCCCUAGUUACAUAGUUGAACUGCUUUGAAACUAAUAGUCUACUCUGAUAUUAAGGGUAAUUGUGUUCUUGCUCCAGUUUGAAAAUCAGGCUCACAACACAGAGUGAUAAGUCAACGAACUUUAUGGAGCCACCGUGAACAUUUGAUUGUAAGUCAAAUAAAUAAAAGAGACCAAGAUACAGAUAAUGCGGUUUCUGAUUGUUCCAAGCCAGCCACUCUGUUUUUGGCAUUUCUGCUUACAUCUAUGGUGAAAUGCAGGUCAAGCAUGAAAUUAAGUCCAUAUAGAUAUUCAAAUGUUUGGCAAAAAAAAGUAAUGAGAAAUUUGCCUCUUAAAGAAGAAAAUGCAUCCCUCUUGGCUGUGCAGAUAUGAGGCCCAAGCAGGGGUUUUUACAGUAUCUCUCUCCUUAGCAUGAGUGCACACAACAGAUUGACUAUGCAACUUAAAUGGGCAAAA
Molecule: messenger RNA, 3951 nt
Organism: Anoplopoma fimbria (sablefish)
Lineage: Eukaryota; Metazoa; Chordata; Actinopteri; Perciformes; Anoplopomatidae
Gene: treh
Product: trehalase (brush-border membrane glycoprotein)
Exons: 15
Coding region: 2-1741 (579 amino acids)
Biological process (GO): trehalose catabolic process
Molecular function (GO): alpha,alpha-trehalase activity
Source: RefSeq, a predicted model, not a curated record